UCUCUCUCUCUCUCUCUCUCUCUUCCCUUCCUCUCCUCCAUCUCUUCCCUUGUAUUUUCUCUGCAUUCGAUCUCUUCUCUUCUUUCUUGUUUUUUUCCAUUUCAAAAUAUACAUAUAUCAUUCUCUCUGUUCAAAUCUUUUUCUUCGACUUCUGGAGCUGCCUUUCCCUUUCCCUUUUCUUUUUUUUAAUUUUUAUUUUCUUUAUAAUUUCCCUCUCCUCCUCCUCCAACAAUAUAUAUAUAUAUAUUAAAAAAACAAAACCCAUAAACAGUUUUUAAUCAUCUAAAAUAAUUGUUUUUUUAGAAAAAAAAAUAUUGAUUUCACCUUGGUUUCCUGUUGUCUUUCCUUUUGAUGUUGGCAUGGCCGGUUUGGAUUUAGGCACUACUUCUCGUUACGUUCACCAGCUCCACCACAGACCUGACCUUCACCUUCAGCACCAGCCUGAACCUGAAGACCACGAUUCCAAUCGCCCUGGAGGCGGUGGUGUUGCUGCUCAUUUCUCCACUGACCACCAGCAGCAUGAGGAUGCCCCCAACCAAGGCCUUGAUCUCGUUGCCGCAGCUGCAAACUCUGGACCAGGGGACCUCGUCGCCCGCCGUCCCAGGGGUCGCCCGCCUGGUUCCAAGAAUAGACCCAAACCUCCGGUCAUCAUUACUCGGGAGAGUGCCAAUACGCUGCGAGCCCACAUUCUUGAAGUAGGAAAUGGAUGCGAUGUUUUUGAGUGCGUCGCUAACUACGCCCGCAGACGGCAGCGUGGGAUUUGCAUACUCAGCGGAGCUGGAACUGUAACUAAUGUUAGCAUCAGGCAACCAGCUGCAGCGGGUGCUAUUGUGACUCUUCAUGGCAGAUUCGAGAUCUUAUCUUUGUCUGGAUCUUUCUUGCCCCCUCCAGCCCCUCCUGGCGCAACCAGUCUAACAAUUUUCCUUGCUGGUGGGCAAGGGCAGGUUGUGGGAGGAAGCGUGGUGGGGGAGUUGACGGCAGCAGGACCGGUGAUUGUCAUCGCAGCAUCGUUCACGAACGUGGCAUAUGAGAGGCUGCCUUUGGAAGAGGAUGAGCAACUGCAGAUGCAGAGCGGUGGUGGAAGUGGAGGAGGUGGAAGUGGCGGUGGUGGCGUUGGGAACAAUCCAUUUCCUGAUGGGGCAGCAACAUCAGGUGGGUUGCCAUUCUUUAAUUUGCCGCUGAAUAUGCCGCCGAGCGUGCAGUUGCCGGUGGAUGGAUGGGCAGGAAAUUCAGGCGGUAGGGCUCCUUUCUGAGAGACAACAAUAACAGCAACACGCUUGGGGUAUUGCUCUGGUGAUUUGGUGGCAAUGUGAUCUAUGAGUUAUUAUGGACAGCCGAACUUUGUUUUGGAUUUCAGCAGUUUAGAUUAGAGUGGGCGAGAGAUCAUGGGCAUGUUGGAUCAUAAAGGUCAGCUUAAUUUCAUGGAUUUACUGUUCUCACCAUCAUCACCACCUCCAUGUUUCUCCUUAUUCUUCUACCUAUUCCAUCUUCUGUGAUGCUUUUAGGGUGUUUUCUUUUUGCUUAUUUCUUUUUUUCUUGUUAGUUUUUAGACUACUCUUAUGGUUUCUGGAAAUAGUCUUCUUGUUCAUUGUGGAACUAUCUCUUCUUCUCUUUAUAAGAAAUGGUUUGAGGAUGUAUUCACUAUGUAUAUUCAUUGAAAACUGCAAAUUAUCACUGAAGUUCAGUUAUACUAACACAUCAA
Messenger RNA from Hevea brasiliensis (rubber tree), 1702 nucleotides. RefSeq names its product AT-hook motif nuclear-localized protein 23-like. The transcript has a single exon. Gene Ontology annotation, cellular component: nucleus. Lineage: Eukaryota; Viridiplantae; Streptophyta; Magnoliopsida; Malpighiales; Euphorbiaceae. Bases 360 to 1253 code for a protein of 297 amino acids. The record is from RefSeq and is a predicted model, not a curated record. Gene Ontology annotation, molecular function: minor groove of adenine-thymine-rich DNA binding; DNA-binding transcription factor activity.